Messenger RNA from Acanthochromis polyacanthus (spiny chromis), 3206 nucleotides. It is a transcript of the gene stxbp6l, whose product is annotated as syntaxin binding protein 6 (amisyn), like. The coding region runs from base 159 to 1076 and encodes 305 amino acids. The record is from RefSeq and is a predicted model, not a curated record. The transcript is spliced from 7 exons. NCBI's taxonomy places the organism in Eukaryota, Metazoa, Chordata, Actinopteri, Pomacentridae.
CUCUCUCCAUCACUCAUCAGCGACACACUCGUCAGCAAGCAUUCAACAACUCGCAGCCAGCCUUCACUGCCGCUGGCAGUCACACUGGACUAGAAACCUCUACCAGUCUGUCAGCUGUUUGGGGGGAGAAAAGCACAAGAACAGGUUUUAAGACCACAAUGAACAGUCAGUCUGCCAUCAACAAAGAAGUCUUCAUCCCUCGUGAUGAGCGGCUGUUGGUAUCAGUGGAGGUAUGGAGGAGGAAAAGAAAGAAGAUCUCUUUUCUGCCUCCUGGAGCCAAGAGAGAUUAUGCCACAUUCAUCUGUGUUUCAGUGACCAACACCGUACCACAUCAGCUCUUCAUUACAAAAGUGAAGCAGUUUGGUGGGUCCUCCUCCUUCACCAGGAGGUCCCAGUGGACAGUUGAGCAACUCAGACAGGUCAAUGGCAUUAACGCCAACAAGGAUAGCCCAGAGUUUGACCUAGUGUUUGACAACGCUUUUGACCAGUGGGUGGCAAGGUCAUCAGCAGAGAAGUGUAUCUUUAUCCAGAUCCUGUACCAUGCCUGCCAGACCUACUGGCAGGGGAAAGCAGGCAGUUUGGGAAAGCCUGUGAAACUGAUCAAGGUAGGCCAACAGGGGAGAGCAACUCAGGGUGCUCACCCUGAGGUUGGAGCUGGUCCAAGCGAUUCCUCUGCAUCCAGAACUGCGAAGGCCCGACGAAAAAGCUAUGUUCCACCCAGAGAGACAGAGUUCAUCAACUGCCAAUCCAAACUUACCGGAGAUGCCUGCACCAUGAAUCUGGUCAUCUACCGCUGCAAAGUCUUCCUGAAUCGCAUGAAGAACUUGAUAGUUGCAAACCAAAACCGUUCACCUGGUCGAGUUAAGGCAACAGUUAAAGAGACACUUAAGUCAGGUCAGACUAGACAACGUGUCACAGGAGGAACUCUGGGUAAUGUAGCCAAGAGGGUGAAUGUGACUCUGGGGCAGCGUGGAGACAGAUUGACCCAUGCUGAAGAUAAGACUGUGGAGCUGAUGCACAAAGCCCAGCAGUUUGCAGACACUGCUCAUAAGCUGGCCCUGAAGUAUUCAAAGUAGAGUCUGGUGGAUGAGGCUGCAUUCUUCAGGAAUCCUGUAACAUGAACACUCACACUAUCUGAUACAGUCUGGGCCCAGCAGAUGCAGAUAAUGCCUUUAUGAAAGUCUGUUAGGUAGAAGAUCAUGUAGUCAUUCUGUCAUCAGAAUGCUUCAUUUAAAACUGAGUGCAACUAAAAUGACUAAAUACUCUGCCCUACUGUUUGUGAUAUUUGAUCUGUCCAUUUGAAAUGUUUCUGUCCUGUUUCCACGGUGUUAGAAUUUGAAUGUCUUCCCUGUCAUUACAUUGUGUCCCAAAAGUUUGUCCUCCCCAAUGGACAACAUGUUUGAUUGUUUGUCACCAAAAUGAGUUACACCUGGUCAAUCAGGUACUGUUUGACUGUUGGUCUGGUCCAACUGUCAUAUGCCAGUAUAAAAAUUUCUUCCCUGACCAAAAUGCAUUUCACUCGCAACCAGAUUUUGGAAGCGUUGUUACCAUGGCCAAGAGCAAAGGUGGAAAGACUGCUCUUUCAGAGUCAGAGAUUCGUGCACAGGCCAUUGCUCUUGGAAAUGCAGGAAAAGCUUAUCAUCAGGUAGCUCAAGCCCUUGGCAGAAGUAUGCACUGGGUGCAGAAGUGGUGGCAAUGGUACAACAAAGGAGGAUCCUUCAAAGACUAAACUUGCUAAGGACGUCCAUCUGCCCUUCCUGCAAGAGUCAAGGAUCUGAUGAAAAAGGCCAAGGGUAAAAGAUAUUAGUCAUGCCGCCAACUCAGUAAGAAGCUGAAAAAUCUUUGAGAAAAUAUUUCUAAGAGCACUGUGCAUCGUUAUUUAACAGAAACAUUGGGGCUGAAAGCUUACAAGAGGCAAUGUACCCCACGACUCACCAAACUGCAAAAGGAGAAGAGACUGACUUUAACAAAGAUUUCAUAACUCUGACUCAAAAAGACUGGGAGAACUGGAUUUUUUCUGAUGAAUGGCCUCUCUACUAGUUUCAAACACCCAACAGUCAAAACAACCCUAUCUAUACAAGUGAUUGUGAAAAUGUACCAUCUUCUGAGCAAGUGAAACUGAACGGAAAAUGUUUAACAGAUGUUCAGAAUUGGUAUUUAUGCAAGAUGGUGCCCCUGCUCACACUGCCCGUUUGACUCAGCAGUAGUGUUCUGAGCAUCUGCCUGCAUAAGGAGGAAUGGCCACCAAACUGCUCUGACCUAAGCCCAAUUGAGAACUGUUGGGGAAUCCUCAACAGUCACAUCUUUACCAGUCCACCACCGACCACCAUGAAACAGCUCAACUCUGGGGCUGUGUGAUAGUGGAGGAAGAUAGAACCAGCAACUCUCAAAAACCUCAUACAUUUCAUGGCGGAAAGACUGAAAGCUGUGGUCAGAGUGAAAGGGGGAAUUACUGGUUAUUGAAUGCAUUUAUUACAUUGCAUAUUCAGUCUUUGAGCUAUUCUUUCUGGUGAGAACAAACUUUUGGGACAUGCUGUAGAUAUUAAUGUUCAUUGUAAGAAUAAGAGAUUCGGGCUUAAAAAGAGCUGCAGAUAUUAAACAUCUGUGUUCAUAUGUGUUUUAAUAUGCCUUUAAACACCAAAGCAGGCCUUCCCAUUGCACUCCAAGAACAGUUAAUUCUUUGUUUAAACUAGCGUAUUAUUUGAAAUGUCUUUCAUUUAAUCAUGUGAUUUAAUCAUGUUGCAGUUUGGUAUCACCACUCUUAUCAUUCUCUGUGUGUGUGUAUGUGUGUGCUGUCUAUGUCAUGUGCCAUCUAUGUCCACACCAUUGUGUCACCAAAGUGUCACUUUAUUUAUUGUCUGUUGUGUCUUAUGGUCUGUGCAUUUUAUUGUGUUUGUGUUUGUGGUCUUGUCUUGGACGGUUGAAUGAAGGUGGACCAGAUGGUUCAGGUAAGUUUAAGUGUUUAUGAUUAAGAGAUAAACAUAAAGCAGUGUCUGUAAACACAGUCUGUGUAGGCAGUCAAGGUGUUUUUUAAACCUGAAAUUACUGUAAUUGAUGUACUUUAUGUGUAUGUCCUCUUUAAAUUUUGUUUUUUAUUUCUUAUGGCUACCACUUGUUGUGAUGUAAAUAUCGUUGAAGCAUUAACCUAUUGAUAAUGCUCCCAAUCUUCUCUUUGGCUCAAUUAAAUAAGAGUAUGUUGAGAUACA